Molecule: messenger RNA, 3675 nt
Organism: Musca domestica (house fly)
Lineage: Eukaryota; Metazoa; Arthropoda; Insecta; Diptera; Muscidae
Gene: Ocrl
Product: type II inositol 1,4,5-trisphosphate 5-phosphatase
Exons: 10
Coding region: 689-3430 (913 amino acids)
Biological process (GO): signal transduction; phosphatidylinositol dephosphorylation
Cellular component (GO): membrane
Molecular function (GO): phosphatidylinositol-4,5-bisphosphate 5-phosphatase activity
Source: RefSeq, a predicted model, not a curated record
GAUUUAGUCGGCUUCAUACUUUCUUGACGUUUAGUUUGCAAAAUAAUUAUUCGAAAAAAUUGGUUGGAAAAAACAAGUGUCCCGGGAAGUGUUGUAGAAAUGUUGAAUAAUUUUUGAAAAAGGUUGACAAUAUUCAAUAAACAAUGCCUGAUAGAGCAUUAGUUUACAAUGUUAAAUAGUAUAGCCAUUGUAGAGUAGUUCUGUUAGACUUCAAAGAGGGUAAUAACUGGAAACAAAAUUGAACAAGCUACACCCACAACGAAGCAAACAUCGUAAUGGUCAGAGAAAGAAAGAAAAACCAGCAACAACAAAAUCGAUAAAUGUUUAAACAGCAGUUCAAAUGGAAUAAGCAAUUGUCUAAAAAUAAAUAUUAGAAGAAAUAAAGAGACGACUGAGCGGAUGAAAGUGAAAUAAUUAUUCCAAAAAACUUAAAAACCAACAACAAUAACCACGACGACAACAAUAGAAAGUAAGACAUACGGCAAGACAGGCGUAGACAUUUGUUUAACAAAACAAACAACAAUACAAAAUACAACAAAUUUUCACACGCCAAGGGAAAACUCACAGGCAAUAACAAUAAGACGACGGCAACGUUGACGCCAACAUCGCCACUUGGCUGUGACGUCGACAGUGAGAAAAAAGUUAUCGCAAAAAUCACAAUAACAACAUAUCAACAAAUACAACAACAAUGUCGUCUUUGGGGGGAGGUGCUGCAAGCAAUAGCAUUCCAACAAUUUCUGCAGCCGUAUCAUCAUCGUCACUAGCCAGCAAGACGUCAGCGUCAAAUUCCAGUGAUGCCCUCAGCUCCUCCAACAGACAGCUGUUGACCACCAUACAGAUUGUUCAGCAGAAAUUCAAAGAGAAUGAAAAUGUUUUGUCGAUAUUUGAGGCCUAUCAAAUCAUUGGCCAAGAACACACAAGCCGUAUCCUCUGUCUGGUUGUGUCAGUGGCGGGUGGCACCUAUGCUGUUUUUUCUAUGGCCGCGUCCCGUUUGCCACCGCGAUCUUGCAGUGAUUUGACUAUUGAUAAGGUUUUCCCUUUGAAUGAAUCAUUUUGUAUGGGCAAUGACAGAAAGGGUUCCAUAUCACAGUUACAAUUCACACUAAAAUGUUCCGAUGAACAACCAGUGAAAUAUUUCUACUAUCCUCUUUCCUCGGAUAAUGAUGUUGUGGAUUUUGAUACAUUUCAAGCUCAAGUGACAUCGGCAAAAAUGUCCAUGGUCCUUUCACCAAGUGAAUCAACUGCACUAAGUUUUGCUUGGGUCAACGAUUAUCGACAAAUUGGUGAAGUCAAACAGGAAAUGAAGAGACGAGAACAUGAGUACAUAAAAUACAAGGAUUUCACAAUCUAUUGUGCCACAUAUAAUGUAAAUAAUAAGUCAUAUAUUGAUUCCCCUUUACAUUUAUGGUUGGCUGCCUCUGAAGAUGCACCAGAUAUUUAUGCCAUAGCCCUACAAGAAUUGGAUACAUCAGCCAAAGCCAUAACAUUCAGUGAAAAUCGUCCAGAUUAUAUGUGGAUUAUGAAAAUGUUGGAAAGUGUCCAUGACAAGGGUGAAUAUGAAGAACUUACCUCUGUACGUUUGGUGGGCAUGAUGUUGACCGUCAUUGUGAAGAGAGAAAUCCGUUCUUCUAUUACCCGCCACAAUGUAAAAACAAUUGCCAGAGGCAUUCUCAAUACUUUGGGAAAUAAAGGCGGUGUUGCGGUUAGUUUGCAGCUGAACGAGGCCAAUCUAUGUUUUGUCAAUUCUCACUUGGCUGCCCAUAUGGGAUUUGUGGAGGCUCGUAAUGAGGAUUAUCAUGGCAUUGUGAAGGGAUUGGUUUUUGAUGAUGAAUUAAGGAGGACCAUUAAUGAUCAUGAUCACAUAUUCUGGAUUGGUGAUUUGAAUUAUCGCAUUGAAGAGCCACCCGGUUUACAAUUACCAGUGGCCCGUUCAACAGCCCACUCGGCAGAAAUUCUGCUCAAAUAUGAUCAGUUGCGACAAGAAAUGCGCAAAGGCAAUUGUUUUGAAGGUUACACCGAAGGCCCGAUAAAUUUCCGUCCUACCUAUAAAUAUGAUCCUGGAACCGAUAAUUAUGACAGUAGUGAAAAACAAAGAGCACCAGCCUAUUGUGAUCGUAUUUUAUGGAAAGGAUCACGCAUUACACAAUUGGCCUAUAACAGUGUUAUGGAUAUACGGCAAAGUGAUCAUAAGCCGGUCUAUGCUGUGUUUAGAGUUAGCAUAAAGACACGUGAUGAUCAUUUGUACAAGAAGGUCCAUGAGGAAGUUCUGAAACUGCUCGAUAAACGCGAAAAUGAGAGUCAACCACAAAUUAUUGUGGAGAAGACAAUCAUUGAUUUUGGUAUGGUGCGUUUCAAUGAAACAGUGGUGAGUGAUUUUACGGUUUCAAAUGCCUGCCCCAUGCAGGUUGGUUUCGAGUUUAAACGUAAAGAUCCACCGCUAAAUGCCAUAUGUGAGAAAUGGUUGAGAGUUGAACCAUGGAAAGAGAAACUAAUGAUAGAUUCCACCAAAAGUAUACGUGUAAAAUUAUCAGCCAAUGUUGAUUCCAUAACUAGUCUAUUGCAAAAAAUUCGCACCACCAAUUGGAAAUUUGAUUUUGAUAUUCUAAUUUUACAAGUUGAAAAUGGUCCACAUAUCUUUAUUACCGUAACGGGUGAAUACAAGCCCAGCUGUUUUGGUUUAUCCAUGGAAACGUUGUGCCGUACCGAUCGACCACUGUGUGAAUAUGACCAACAACAAAUUAAAGAUUUGAUGAACGAUGAAUCUCCAGAAUUCCGUGUUACCAUGCCUCGAGAAUUCUUUUUACUCAUUGACUAUUUACAUAAGCAGGGACCAAAGGUCGAGGGAGCUUUUACCUUGGAUUCAUUGGAAUUUAAACAUGCCCGAAAUGUCGAAUUUAAUGAUAUUAGAGAUUGGUUGGAUACAUGGUCGAAUAAUGAAUUUCCUGGUACACCACAAGCUGCGGCAGAAGCUUUACUUAUGCUACUCCAUUUGCCGGAGAAGCCAUUGCUGGAUCCCUAUGUUGAUGAUCUCCUGAAAACUAAAACCACCGCUGAAGCCAUGGAAUUAGUUUCGUUAUUAAGUUCACCCAAAAGAAAUGUUUUUGUUCAUUUAUGUAUGUUCCUACGUGAGGGUAUCGAACGUAAAUAUUACAAUGGCAUGCAUGUGGCCACAAUAUUUGGUCGAGUACUGUUGCGAAGCACUAAAAAGUCAGAUGAUUAUUAUCGUGACAUCAAUUGUCGAGAAUUUAUGCAACGUUUCAUAAGUAACGGGGAAAUGAGUACGUUAUCAUCAUCCUCAUCGUCGGCAUCCUCGGCAACUGGCAGCCAUCACAAUCAUCAUAGAGCCACAACGCCAGUGGCUAAAAUGAAAAACUCUGCAUCAAAUGCAAGUUUAUCAGGGGGCAGUACUGCAGCAGUGGAUUCAUCCUGAAAGGAAAUAUAAAACAAAAGCAAAUAACAAGAAAUGACUUAAUUGAAUUAUUUGUAAAUUUGUUGUGUUAGGCAAACAGUUUUAUAGCAUUUUUUUUUUGGUAACAAAAGUUCAUUUUUGCUAGAAUUUUUAAAAAUUUUUUAACCACAGACAUCUCAACACUUCUUGUUAACGCCGAGUACACAUAGUUUUCUAUUUUACCCACCCCCCACAUAUGUUUUGCAAGUUAUCUAUGGACAUGUUCG